Molecule: messenger RNA, 4921 nt
Organism: Sarcophilus harrisii (Tasmanian devil)
Lineage: Eukaryota; Metazoa; Chordata; Mammalia; Dasyuromorphia; Dasyuridae
Gene: RIPOR1
Product: RHO family interacting cell polarization regulator 1
Exons: 22
Coding region: 169-3537 (1122 amino acids)
Source: RefSeq, a predicted model, not a curated record
GCUGGAGCCGGAGCCGGAGCCUGAGCCUGAGCCCCAGCUGCUGCCAGAGCCCGAGCAGAGCCCAGCCAGGGGGACCAGGCACCCGGGGCUGAUUAGGCCCGCCCAGGUCCGCUCCACCCGGCCGGGCCAAGGUGCGGUGGGUCCCAGGCACCCCCCCCCCCACCCAUCAUGAACUCGAGAAAGAGAGGGAGCCCCUCUCGGACUCAUUCGAUGAUGUCGCUGUCUGUUCGGCCCCAACGUCGAAUUCUCACUGCCAGGAUCAAUAGGAGCCAGUCCUUCGCAGGUGUCCUCAGUGGCCAGGACCGGGGGGGCAGGAGCCUAGCAGCCUUCAGCCCCCCUGUGGUCCCCCGAAAAACACCUGCCAUUGUCCGAGUCUCCAGGAUGUUCUCCAUGGCACACCCACCUCCAAAGGUGCCUCAGCCAGAGCGGCUGGACCAGGUGUAUGAAGCCCUGAAGAGGGGCCUAACGGCCUAUCUGGAGGUGCAUCAGUUAGAACAGGAGAAACUCCAAGUUCAAAUCAGAGAAUCCAAGAGAAAUUCUAGGCUGGGCUUUCUCUAUGAGUUGGACAAGCAAGUUAAAUCUAUUGAGCGUUUUCUCCGACGCCUGGAGUUCCACGUCAGCAAGAUUGAUGAGCUAUAUGACGGAUAUUGCAUCCAGCGGCGGUUACGGGAUGGCGCGUACAACAUGGUGCGGGCUUAUACUUCAGGGACUCCUGGGAGCCGGGAGGCCAGGGACAGUCUGGCCGAAGCUACUCGCGGGCACCGAGAGUACACUGAGAGCAUGUGUUUGCUGGAGAGUGAACUCGAAGGGCAAUUGGGUGAAUUCCACCUCAAAAUGAAAGGGCUGGCUGGUUUUGCCCGGCUGUGUGUUGGGGACCAAUAUGAGAUCUAUAUGAAAUACGGGCGUCAGCGCUGGAAGCUGCGAGGACGGAUCGAAAGCAGCGGGAAGCAAGUUUGGGACAGCGAGGACAUGGUCUUCCUGCCGCUGCUCACAGAAUUCCUCUCCAUUAAGGUCACGGAACUAAAGAGCCUGGCGAACCACGUGGUGGUGGGCAGUGUCUCCUGUGAGACCAAGGACCUGUUUGCCGCCCUGCCUCAGGUGGUGGCUGUGGAUAUCAAUGACCUGGGCACCAUCAAGCUCAGCCUCGAGGUCACUUGGAGCCCCUUUGACAAGGAUGACCAACCUUCUGCGGCUUCCACAGUCACCAAGGCCUCCACUGUCAGCAAGCGCUUUUCCACCUACAGUCAGAGUCCUCCAGACACCCCUUCCCUGCGGGAACAGGCUUUCUAUAACAUGCUCCGUCGUCAGGAGGAGCUAGAGAACGGAACGGCGUGGUCCCUGUCCUCCGAAUCCUCCGACGACUCCUCCAGCCCCCAGCUCUCCGGGGCCGCCCGCCUCACCCCACCCUCUCGGCCCCUCGUGCAGCAGCCGGAGGCUCCCCCGAUCCACAUCGCCUUCUCUCGGCCCGAGAUCCCCCAUGCCCCAGGGGAGGCCCCAGAGGAGGAGGGGCCCAAAGGCCCGGCCUUGGCCAACGGGCACAUCCCCUACAGCCGAACUCUGAGCCACAUCAGCGAGGCCAGUGUGGAUGCCGCACUGGCCGAGGCCGGCAAUGACCCUGUGGCCUUGGAGAGCCGAGCCCAGAGCCUCCUGACCCCUGUGGCCUCAGACUCUGACAUUAGCCCUCUCCCUGACCCCAGCGCUCCCCCAGACCCCGUAAGCCCAAGUCCUCCCCUCCCCUGUUUAGAUCCGACCACUCUGCAUGAAAGCCUUACCCCCCCACCCGCAGAACCAGUCACUUUAAGCCUGACCUCCUCUCCCUGCCAUCCAAGACCGGUUGAGUCCGAUUUUCCCCACCCACAUCCCAUCUGCCCCCACCCAGACCCCAUCCUCUCCCAUCCAGAGUCUGAGCCCAGUUCUGUCUGCCCAGACUUGGCCCCCUCCCCUUCAGACCCAGUCCCCAGCCCUGUCCCUACAAACCAUGUGUCACCAUUGCACUCAGACCCCGCAUCCCCCCCCUCAGAUUCCUCCUGUCCCCAUGCGUACCCCACCUCACCACCCAUAAACCCGCUGCCUGCGCAGUCACCUCUCACGGACCAUGCCCCCAGCCCCGCUGUGGCGGCCCAGGUUCCGGUCCAGGAGGCAGCCGGUAUUCCCCUAACAGAAGCCAAAGCUCCUCCCCAGAGGGGGCUGCUGGAGCAGGGAGCAGGGCUGAAGGACUCCGGGCUGGAAGAAGCCCUGGGGGCCUUGAGCUCUGCCUUGGAUGACUACCGGGGCCAGUUUCCAGAGCUGCAAGGACUGGAGCAGGAGGUGACUCGGCUUGAGAGGCUCCUUAUGCAGAGACAGGGCAUGUCCCGCAGCCGGGCUUCCAGCCUCAGCCUCACUGUGGAGCACGCGCUAGAGAGUUUUAGCUUCCUUAACGAUGAUGAAGAUGAGGAUGACGGGCCUGAGGACAGGACGCUGAGCAGCCCAGGGCUUGGGUCCGAGGCUGGGGUCAGUGGUGUGUCUGAGGAUGCCCUGGACUCCUCGACGCCCGGCCCCCUCAGCACUGGCUGCCCUGCCCUGGACAUGGCCCUGGUCUUGCACCUGCAGCACUGUGGCCACCUCUUGCUGAAACUAGGCACCUUUGGGCCCCUACGAUGUCAGGAAGCAUCAGCAUUGGAACGGCUGCUUCGGGAGGCCCUGGUGCUGGAGAUGGUGUGCCAACUUUGUGGGGGGCAAGUGGGCAAGGCCACCUCUGCUCAGGAAGUGUUGCAGUUUUCUGUUCCCCGGCCGGGUUUCCUGCCUUUCUGGGACCUGUGCACCGAGGGAGGCAAUCUCCUGGUCUGUCCAGUGGAGCGUAUCCUCUUCACUUUCUGCAGCCAGUAUGGAGCCCGUCUCUCACUGCGCCAGCCGGGCCUGGCUGAGGCUGUGUGUGUUAAAUUCCUGGAGGAUGCCAUGGGACAGAAGCUACCGAGGCGGCCUCGACCGGGGCCUGGGGAACAGCUCACAAUCUUCCAGUUUUGGAGCCACAUUGAGGCCUUGAAUAGUCCCUCCAUGGAAGCUUAUGUCACAGAGAUGGCUGAAGAGAUUUUACUUGUGAAGAACUUGAAUUCAGAUGACCAGGCUGUGGUACUCCGGGCAUUGAGACUGGCCCCUGAGGGGCGGCUUCACCGGGAUGGACUCCGGGCACUUAGCUCCCUUCUCAUCCAUGGCAACAGUAAGGUGAUGGCUGCUGUCACUACCCAGCUUCGAAGUUUAGCCCUGGGCUCCGACUUCCGGAAGAAGGCCCUGCUUUGUUUUUUAGAACAACUAGAAGAUGAGGACAUACAGACCCGGGUAGCUGGGUGUGUGGCUCUGGGCUGUCUCAAGGCUUCAGAGGGCAUUGAACCACUGGUGUAUCUGUGCCAAACAGACAAGGAGGCUGUGAGGGAAGCUGCCCGCCAGAGCCUCCUUCAGUGUGGGGAGGAUGGGCAGUCAGCUCACCGACGGCUAGAAGAAUCUCUGGAAGCUCUGCCUCGUAUCUUCGGGCCAGGAAGCAUGGCCAGCACUGCCUUCUGAGCUCCCUGCCUGCUCUCUGUCCCAGGAACACAGGGAUCUUGGGAGUCAUUGUCUAUUCCCUCAUGCCCCUCCCCUACAACCACCUUUCAGGGCUGGCCCUUCCUUGGGAGCCCCCAACCUAUGGGCCCAACUGACAUUGGCAGGGGGUAGGCUGGGGGUCAGGACCCAGGUUCCAGAGUUUCCUCCCAUCCUACAGAUUCCUAUAAAUAUAAAUCUCUUUAAUAUAUUCUUCUGCUACCCCCAGCAGAGAUUGCCACCUGCAGUCAAGUGCCUCCCCAACCUCUAUCAGGCGUUCCUCACUGAGCUGAUGUCUGGGAUCCCCUUGUGAUCCCCGGUCACUCUGCCUCUCCCCAUCAUGUCUGAUUUUGUAUUUUAUUUACAGAGUUUUGCAAAAAAUAAAAGGCAAAAUCUCUUUCCUAUGCUGUGUGGCCUUGUCACCAUCAUUCUAGAGCAUCCCAUCUUGCUGAUUCUCCAGUUCUAAAUUGAUCAAGGGGGAGGAAAGCCUUGGAGAAUCUUUUACUACAACUGUACUCUUGUCACUGUUUCACUGGGGAUCCUGGCGUGCAUCUCUGCCUAUGCACCAAAGUGUAUUGAUAUAGGCACAAGGGUAGAUUUCCAUUAAAAGCUCAUAGUAACAUUUUGCAUUUCUGUCUUUGAGAUAGGCAUUGUAUUCACAUUUUCAAAUAGGAAAACUGAGGCUCGGAGAUGAUCACACAGCUAGUCAUUGCCAGAGUAGCAACCUGAACCUGGAUCACAUAAGCCAGAUUCACCUUAUCCAACCUGUAUCUGACAUCCUGGCUGUCUCCUGAAGUAUAAUGAGCCAACAAGCAUCACUGGAUAAGCAGGCACGCAGAUCUGGGCUCUCCUCUUCCCUCCCCUGCCCAGUCUCGGUGCAAGCAGCUGGAACGUGAUUACAGACCAGCUAGUUAGUGGGAAGGGUGGUCACUGACUAUAGGUCUUUAGUUUUGAAUUUGUUUGGCGAUGGGACCUGGAGGCUCUUCCAGUGCCCAAUAUUAGGAGCUCAGGACCCGGACAAGGCUGGAGAACUCUAGAGGACGGGGAAAAUAUUGGAAGUGGUGGGGGCGGAGUGGGAAGAUCGAGCCAAGGCAGAGACAGGCAGACUAAAGGAUGGGGGAGAACCCUAAGGAAUCAAUCUUGAGAAGGAAAAGAAUAAAGAAGCUGAAGCAGGUAUGGGCACUGAAGCCAGCGAGGACUGCUGGACGAGGGACUUCUCCUCCAGAGGGCGCCAAAGUCUGUGGCUGAGCCAGGCAGAGGAGAGGGGCCAGCAGAACAGGAGGAUCGGGGCCCACAGGCCCGAAGCCUGCUCGCUCACAGGAGGGAGGACCCUGUUGGACUGAUGCUGAGAGGAGGGGAGGCCAGAGGG